This is a messenger RNA of Lactuca saligna, 1127 nucleotides long. The record is from the annotation of a GenBank genome assembly. Lineage: Eukaryota; Viridiplantae; Streptophyta; Magnoliopsida; Asterales; Asteraceae.
AACGUUUAUUUAGAGCUCUAUAUCAACAACCAACUUACGAAACUUAGAAUGACAAUUACAAGACUUGUGACAUUAUCCAAUAUGUUUUUAUUAUAGAAAAUUUAACUUCUGUACUAUAACACGAUAAAGAAAACGAAGGUUGUGGGUUCAUAAUGCAUUUGGAAAACUUUGUAUUUGAAGUUUUCACCCCAAAAGAAAUUUGUGGGAAGAAGGGUCAGAAGAGAGUGAUCCAAUGCGACCCAUUCAAGAUUCCCCAAUCCAAUUUUUGCGUUGUCAAUUCCUACAUAUAUACAUGCUCCUUCCCAAAUAAUCCAUCAAAAGCUAUAGCCUUCCAUUCUCCCUCUCCAUCUCUCUCGUUAUUUCGCAACUUACCGCUGCAAUGGCAAUGGAGGUUAAGGUGUAUUGCAGAAAGAAUAAGACGGAGAAAACCCGACAAAUUGAUCACAUACCCAAGUGUUUUCAGCUUCCGAGAAGUGCUUCUACAUCCAAACCUCGCACUGAAUUCUUUCUUCCCAUCUGUUCCUCCAAAGAUAUAGAGCUUCGAGAGAUGCAGACAAGUGACACUAUGGGGAGAAAUUAUGAAGAUAGAAAUGAUGCAUUGGAUUUGGAGCUGAAUCCUAAUAGAUCACAACCAACAGAAAUCAGUGAAGUAUCCAGAACUCCAGGAAGUGUUGUUUGGGCUAAAACACAUGAUCAAAUAGAAAGGGAUAACUCAUCGAGUUCAGGUAGAGCAAGAAGCAAGCGUGAAAGAAAACCAAAAGUCCAUUUUGAUGAGGUCAGUUGCCCGUUAUAUACUUCAAGAAAAGUUAGAAGGUUUAAAAUAAUGCGAUCUCUUGGACUUGCUGCACCUGUUGGAUCACCUUUUAGCUCUUCAUGAAUGAAUCCAAUUAUUAAAAUUUACAAUUGAUAAUUUUAUAAUACAAUUGUUUAGUUUAUUGUUAAGUUGAAAAUAGGAAUAAGUUUUUAUGAACACGAGUAUAGAAACUAUGGAGUAUGUAUAGUUGCUGCAUUUUUACUCCACAUUGAGUUAAAUUAUAAGAAUCGAUACUGAAUAUCUGCAAGAUAGGUUGAAAUUGUUUAUAAUCUUUGAGGAAUCAGAAUUUGGUGUUUCCUCAAUUUGUUUAGAG